Messenger RNA from Abrus precatorius (Indian licorice), 1262 nucleotides. Its product is annotated as protein IN CHLOROPLAST ATPASE BIOGENESIS, chloroplastic-like. The coding region runs from base 101 to 1144 and encodes 347 amino acids. NCBI's taxonomy places the organism in Eukaryota, Viridiplantae, Streptophyta, Magnoliopsida, Fabales, Fabaceae. The transcript has 11 exons. The record is from RefSeq and is a predicted model, not a curated record.
AACUUCACCCUUUCGUUUUAUGUGGCAAUGUUUUAUUUCGAAAUAAAUAAAAGAAAAUAGAUAAAGGGAGGGCAGUAGGAGCAAAAGAGGCUAACAAAGAAUGAAGGUCGGCGGCGGGGUGUUGUACGGCGGAGGUCCACGUGGCAACUUCGGGCCUCUGCUUCUCAGCCACCGCAGAGUUUCCCUUCGCGUCUCUUCUUCUUAUUCAUCUUCCUCCAUUUCUGACCACGUCUCUUUCGUCAAGGACGUCGCUGCAACUCAGCCUCCUCAGCAUCUUUCGCAACUCCUCAGCAUUUUGAAAAUCAGAGGUGAAUCAAUUAUCUCUCCGGGUGCUAAACAAGGAUUAAUACCUAUUGCUGUACCACUGUCCAAAAAUAGCUCUGGUAAUGUAACUGCACUGCUGCGCUGGCCCACGGCUCCGCCCGAGAUGGAAAUGCCAGUGGUGGAAGUCAAAAAACAUGGUGUGUGGCUUUUAGCUAAGAGUGUAGACCAAUUUAUACACAGAAUAUUGGUUGAGGAAGAUGCAAAGAACAGCCAAGAAAGGAACGAAGAAUUAUUUUAUGCUUCGGCUGAGGCUGGGAAGAAACUUUACAGAAAGGGUGAUUUUGCUGAGUCUGGAAUUUCCAACCUAGAUUCCUAUCUUUUGAGAAAGGUUGGUCUAUUUCCAGAUAUACUGGAGCGCAAAGUGACUCGGCAUUUUGAGGAAGGGGAUCAUGUUUCAGCUUUAGUAACUGGGGAAUUUUAUACCAAGAAAGAGCAUUUUCCUGGAUUUGCGCGACCUUUUGUGUUCAAUGCUGAAGUUUUGUUGAGGGUUGGGCGUAAGGUAGAAGCUAAAGAUGCUGCCAGGGGAGCUUUGAAAUCACCAUGGUGGACUCUGGGCUGCAAGUAUCAGGACGUCGCUAAUAUAGCACAAUGGGAUGAUGAGCAAAUUGAGUAUAUUAAAGAGAAGGUUACUGAAGAGGGAAGGCAAGAAGAUCUUAAAAAGGGGAAGGCGCCUGCACAGGUUGUGCUUGAUGAAGCUGCUUUCUUGUUAGAUUUGGCUUCUAUAGAGGGAGAAUGGGAUGAUUAUUUGGAGCGGAUUGCCAAAUGUUACGAAGAAGCAGGACUUCAUGAUGUUGCAAAAUUCGUACUUUAUAGAGAUUAAGAGAUUUAGAACAGAUUUUUUCUUUCACCAACAGGCUUCAAUGCAUUUCCAUUUCGGCAUUUCCAGUACUUCAAAUGAAUUUUUGGAAAUAAUUAAAGGAAAAUUAUACAAUUUAUUU